Chironomus riparius is the source of this 2152-nucleotide messenger RNA. Lineage: Eukaryota; Metazoa; Arthropoda; Insecta; Diptera; Chironomidae. The record is from the annotation of a GenBank genome assembly.
UUUUUAACUUGUUCCGAUUGUUUACAAAUUGAAAUUUUAAUAUUUCUUAAAAAUAUAUUUAAUUAUGUAUCGAUUUGGAAGGAUCGUGUUUGCAAACUACAGACGGUUUAAUAAUUUAAGGAAUCAAGUAGAGUUUGCGCCCAAGAAAUUCAAUUUAAAGUCACCAAUUAAAUUUAUUUCUGGAGCUUCAAUAUUUUCAUAUUUUGGAAGUACAAAAACCGAUGAAAAGCUGGAAAAUGAGGAGGAAUCGGAACUGAUUAUGACAAUGAAAAGAGGCAUUUUGUCAGUCAUGAGAUCAGAAUAUGAUAAGGCGGAGCAGUUGUAUCAUUUAGCACUAAGGAAUGCACAGAGUGUCAAUAAUGAGCCUGCUGUUACAUACAUUUAUGAUCUAAUGGCUAAUUUAGCUUAUGAAUUGGGUCAGUUACCAAAAGCAGAGAAAUUGUUUGUUUCUGUCAUGCAAAGAUUAAUGGAAAAGGAUAAAGCAGAGGAAGACGAUAUUCGACUUUUGCACAUCUCGUCAAAAAUAGCACAUAUAGCAUAUCAACAGGAAAAUUUUGAUAAAGCACUAGUCGGAUAUCAGUAUGUACUUGAAAAGAUCCAGAAACGAGAUUAUCUUAAUGAAGAAAAUUACCAUGAAUUGUAUGGAAUGGUUAAGAAUCUAAUUGGACAGGCAUUUAUAGCUAUGAACAAGUAUCCAGAAGCAAAAGUAGCUUUAGAGGAAGCUCAUGUAAUUUUUAAAAAGUACAAAGAUGAAAUGACUGAUGACGGUGUCAUUUUGCUUAAUAAUCUAAGUUGUGUAUGUGCUGAAUUAAAGCAAUACGAAUCGUCACUAAGGUAUCUUAAUGAGGCAAUAGAAAUCGCUAAAAAGAUUGAAAUAGAUGAUCUUUCACCGUAUCAUAUUAAUUUGGGCAUGCUGUAUCUGAAACAAAAACUGAUAGAGAAAGCAAGAGUAUCUUGUAGCAUGGGAUGGAAACUGGCAUCAAAAUAUGAGAACAAAGAAGCAAUUAAAGCAGCCGAACGUUGUUUAGAUGAAGUGAAAAAGGCAACAUCAUAGAUUGGCAAAUGUGAUGUACAUUUAAUUUUAUAUUUUGAAAAACUGUAUGUGUAGAACAACAUAAUUUGAAUUAUUAUAUAUGUAUAUGAUUACAUUCAACCUGUCUUACUAUCUUAUUGACAUAUUUAACUUUUAAUAGUUAUUUACUCAAUUGCAGUAAUGAGAACCAUCAUUAAGACUCCUAGCAAUAGAGCAAAAAUCUCCUUUAAUGACUGCCACAAUUUAGUAUUUUGUUCGAGAAGUUCUGGAAUGACACUAACUGUAGCAAUAUAGAUAAAUCCUCCUGCUGUGAAUGGAAGAAUCCAUGGUGAAGAUUCUUCUGAAGUACCAAGCAAUGCAAGAACAUUUCCAGCUAAAGCACCAAGCGCUGUUGUUAAUUGAAGAAGCAUUGCCUUCUUUUUAGAACAUCCAGACUUGAUAAGAAUAGCAAAAUCACCAAUUUCAUGUGGAACUUCGUGUAAUAAAAUUGUAAUCGUUGUCACAAUUCCAAUGCUAUUUCCAGCAAGAUAUGAGGCACCAAUAGCUAAGCCAUCAGUAAAAUUAUGUGUAAAAUCAGCAGCUAAAUUCAAAUAUCCAGCUACUUCCAUAGUUGUUUCAGCACUCUCCUUCUCCUUCUUCUUAUUGUCUUUUUCACCCUUCUUAUCGCCUUCCUUUUUCUUAGUUAAUUCUUUCUUCUCUGAUUCCUUUUUCUUAUUUUCACCUCCUGAAUGACUAUGUCCAUGAUGAUCAUGACCAAUUUUUAAUAUGCGAACAAUUUUCUCAACAGUCAAGAAUGUUAUAAUUCCAGCAAGUACCCAUAGCCCAAUAAACAUAUCAUGUCCAUGUUCAUGCGAAUGUUCGUGACCUGAAUGACUUUCAUGACUGUGAACGUGUUCAGUAUGAGAAUGCGAGUGAUCAUGUGGAGCUACAGCAUGUGGAAUAAGAUGCAAAAAUGCAUCACCUAAAAGUCCACCACUUGCAAAUGCCAGUAAAGUUUUAAGCCUUGGUUGCAUGUCUUCUGUAUUAUCGAGUGGAACUAAGUACAGAAUGAAGAAUGGCGCAGCACUAAUCAAUAAAGUUGAAGUCAAUGAAUGCAGCCAGAUAUUGAAUGUAUCUGAA